GGUUGUGGUGUGUUUUUUUAUUUUGGCGCCGGGUGAUGUGGCCGGCCCCUGGCGCGAUGGCGAGGAAGCCCCGUUGACAAGGCACGCUUCAUGACGACAAGGAAGGUUAUGAUUUGGAGUUCUGGUUUUGAGGCUGAAUUAACUGAUCUCAGCUGGGGUAGUGGUGGGAUGACACCAGUCAAUUUCUACCCCAGCAUCAGCCAAUCUCUUCAAAGAGUUGUCAUGGAUGAUGAUGAUGACCGAGAUCUGCGAGAUGUUAUAGGUGAUGUUCAGGCAUUGAAUGAUUUCUUGCAUGGACCUGGGAGUGAAGCAUUAGAUGAGGAUGAAUUGCUUGGCUCAGCCUGCACUACUGCCAACUCAAAUUCACUUUUUGCAGACUUAACUAGCACUGACCCCGCUUCUACUAAAGAUGCAUGUAACCAUGUUGGAGAAGAAUCUAACCCAAGAUUACACUUAUCAAGCAAUCUUAAUGUUUUGGAAGAACUAGAUGCUUCUUCACCUCUCUCAAAUUUAAAUGGGGACCAGCCUUUUGAUAUUCUUCAGAAGUCUCUUCAAGAAGCCAAUAUUACACAGCAAACUUUGCAAGAAGAAGCUGAUUUGGCAGCCAGCUAUACUUCUACCCAGGAUUUUUCGCAAGCUCAGCUUCAUUCUACAGUGUCUACGUCUUUUUCUCAGUUACCUUCCUGCACUUCAGCUGUAACAGGCCUGGCACAACAAAUGAAUGUAACUCCUUCCAUUUUGCAACAGGUUGUGAGAGCUCCCUUUGUAAACAAUGAAGUUAGUGUACAGCCUAGCUUUUUUCAACAAAUGGGUAUCAAUAGCGUUGCUAUCCACCAUAUACCCAGCAGCAACCAAGCUGGUGGAAUUGGACCGAUUCAGCUAAUUGGUUCAUUAGACACUCAACAGUCUGUGAUGACUGUAAAUCACCUUGAAGGGUCUCAGUUUAUAUCAAAGGCCAGUGGGCAGCCAUCUGCUCUAAACUCUGUAUCUGUAGGUGGUUACAACAUGUCCUCUCUUUCACACCAGCAACAAAUGUCUUUGAACACAGCCAGCAUAAAUGAAAGUGGUGGAUUAUUACUUCAAAGGCGAGUAACACCACUUAAUGGGAACACUUUCCAUGGGGCCUCGAAUAUAGGCCAGGUAACGCAACCUCUGUCUGUUCAUUUCAGUGGUAAUAAUAUUCAAACAGCACUGCCUUUGCACAACAUUAUUAUUCAAAGAGGCCCUGCGCCAAACCUACCUAAAAUUCCUCUUAAUAUUCAGCCCAAGCCUAUUUCAAUGAAUCAGCAACAAACAGUUUACAACGUCAACAAUUUAGAAUUGCAAACAGCAAUUAAACUCCAAAAUGAUGGAGCCCUACAACAACAGCAACAACAAAUGCAGCAAGGCCUUCCCUUUAUGUCUACAAACUCUUCUCAAGGUUCAUCAGUGGGUCCUCCAAUGUCUGUCAAUAUUGUGAAACAGCAGGGAUCUAGGAAGUCUGGCCGGCCACAAGUUUUAAAUCAAACUGGAAGCAGUAUCAUUAUUCGCCCUCCCAUGGGUCAGCAUCAGCCUCUUGUGUCCCAGAAUCAAUUUUUUAUUCCUACCAGCUUAGCAUUAAAUAUGAACUCCACUGUUCAGCACCUCCAAACUCUACAAACAACUGCAAAUGGUCAGAUUCUUCAAACUCGAACAGUACCCACCCAACUCGUCUCCAGCCACGUAACUUCUGAGCAUAUUCUAACGAACCGGAACUCUGCAGGUAUGAUGGUGGCUACACAACCCUUUUCAGGCCAAUUUUUGAGUAAUCAGAAUUCUGCUGGACAAUUGACCUCUGGUCAAAGUGAACAGACAAUAAAUGCUCAAGGAGGACAACUAUUAAUAAACCAUGGUACGUCACAGCUUGUUGCUGGUCAGGUUCCAUUCCAACAGGCCUCACAGACUCUGUUUAAUGUAGCACCCACACCCGGCUCAAACAUCAAUGCAGAGUUAUUUAAGCAGUCUGGGCAAAGCUUGGUUCCAGGAAGAUCAUUGCAAAACCAAGUAACUGUCUUAAACACCCCAAGCUCAAUGGGUUCUAAAUACGUAUCUGCACUGCAGCCUGUGAUAUCAGGAGUAAGCAGUGGCAAUCAUGUGACCCAAACUACUGCAAACAGUAAUAUAGUAAUGGUUCGUCAAGGAGAGCAGUCUCUUGUAUCUGUACAAUCUGCACAACAGCCACAGGGUCAGUCACAGUUGGGUAUGAACCAUAUUUAUCGACUUUCCAAUCCAUAUCACCAAAGUACCAGUGUAGUGCAACCUUCACGACAGAUGGUAUUCAGCCGGACGGAGAUGCCAGUAACACAAACCUGCAAUCAGCAGCAAUUUCUUUACUCACAAUUUGAUGGCCAUAUUGGGGGACAGAAGAGACCUGCAUCAAAGCAACUUACUAAAGAAAGUUUGAUUCAUCAGCACUUACAAGAAGAACAGAAAAAUGUUCUGCAGCCAGAUUCCAAAACUCCAUUCAACUCACUAGAAGACGCCAUGCGACGACUUCUUCCAUAUCACGUUUUCCAGGGGUCACGACCUUCCCAAAUGGAAUUUCAAAAAGUGGAUUCUGAAUUUGAAGCUUUGUCAACACAGUUGCUGAAACACACUGAGGUGAUGCUCAGCAAAUAUAGAAGACUGUUAUUGGAUGAUGCCAUGCGGGUAAAUCCCUCUGCCGAGAUGGUGAUGAUUGACCGAGUGUUUAAUCAGGAUGAGAAAGCAUCCCUCAUCCAGGACAAGCGCUUAUCUGCGGAGGAUUCUGAUGGCUAUUUGGCAAACUUCUGUUGCUCCUCUGCUUUAUGUGUAAAAUCCACAGUUGAAACAGCAACAAUAGUUACAGACUUGUCUCCAAGCAGUGGCAGCAUCCAGUCCACGUCAGCGAACACUGUUCUCAGCCAAACGAGUGUAUCUUCAAGAUUGUCUCAUACAACUUCUUCUGCAGGAAGUGGGAUCAAAACAGCCACAAGCUCUCCCAGGCACAGUCCAUACUUUGCAAAAUCCUACAGCAGCAGUAGCCACAGCAAAGGACUCAAACUAACAAUCAAACAAGGGACAGUUUGUGGCAUUCCAACACAAAAUAAAUCUUUAAAAAGUCAAGAGCAGUCGGCUAUCAAAACUCAAGGUGGUAAAAUCACUGCUGUUCGCAAAUCUGGUCAUGUAGAUGCACAAAGCACGAAAGGAACAUUCGCAACUGAACCUGCUGUGAGAAUUGUACAAGUAUGUAUAGGAGAAGAAAACAGGACUGAUGUUGAGAAAAAGUGCAACAAUCCUUGUAAUGAAGUUACUGCAGGAGGUCUUAUAAAGGAAGUAAAGAAGCUUGUCUUUAAUCAAACUGGUAAUUCUAUUGAAUUGGAGCAUGUGCAGGGUGGCUCAGAUUUGCUUUGGCAUGAUCGGUCACAAGGUGAUGCUAAGAAUUCUCAACUGGAAGACUUUACUUCUGUGCAAACUAAAGAUGGAAAGGAAGUACAACAUGACACAUCACUCCAUGAGCAUUUGGAGUGUGCCAUUAAUAGCAUUUUGGAUUUACAACAAGUUCAGAAGCCUCCUGACAAUGCAGUCAUCAGAAAUAGUUCACCAGAUCUUGAAAUUCCCCAAUGUUCACCCGUAGCUCCUGUGGAGAACUAUUUAGAGAAACCUAUCCCAGACCAUAAUGAAGGUAUCAGAGAAACAGACUCUGUUUUAGAAGCAGCAGUAAAUAGCAUACUAGAAUGCUGAUAAUGUGAGCAUGCAGCAACAGAAAUGACAGAUUAUCAACUGCAUUCCCAACUUAGAGAGAUGAAACUGGAGAAAAGGAAGUAGCAUGUUACUCAGUUGUAUUACUGAGAGCGACUGGUUGGUACUCCUGGAGAGGAUGGUUGCAGUAAAGACAAGGAAAUUGAUUUAAUUUGAACCAUACUAGUUUGAACUUAGGGAAGGUAUAUGUAGCUUGUACUGUACUUUAGAAAUAAUUAUGGUGGCACAAGAUACAUAUUUAGUCUUCUUUAAAAAUAGUCAAGAAGAGAUAUUUAAUUUUAUUGAGUUUUUUAAAGCUCUGAAUUCAUGUAAAAGGCACUCUGCUGAAUUUAAGAGUGCUUUUGAGUUUGUGGUAGUAAUUUGUGUUUUUAUUUGUAAUUUAAUGUGAAAGUGUUGUUUUCUAGUUUUUUUGUUUUAUGUAAAACAUUGAGAAUUGAGUGCCAAUAAGUUAAUUUUUGAAUAGUGGAGAGCAACAUUCCCAUUUAAAUCAAAACAUAAAGCUGUAACUGUUGAUACUGAAAUGGCAGACCGCUAUAAUUUUGCAUUGUCCCUUUAUUUAAAUCCCACUAAGUAUGAAUGCUUUGAGCCUUUUAAGGCCUGAACAGAAAUACAGUGUGGAUGGUCCCAGUGUGACCCAUUAAUUUCUGGAUCUAAAAAAUGGUGAUUGUAUUCCCAUUUUGCAGACCUGUAUUAUUAUUUUGUCUUGCACAUUUAGCAGUAAGUCCCAGUACAUAAGUGAAGAGCACAACAAAUACCUUGAUCAGUGAGGCCUUACAAAUUGACUUCACAAGAAAAGAUAGGAGGAGAAUUUCACUUAUGGGCUCUAAGAUACAACUGUGGGGUUUUUUGCUUUAAAUUCUUUGAUUUUGUGUAGUAUUUAGAUCUGGUCCUCUUUAGAGAUGCUUUGUACACAUUUUUUAAAUAUUUAUAAAAGACUUUUGUAAAAAAAAUAUAGAAAUGUCAAAAGUUAUUUUUGUUAUUGUUGAUUCAGGAACUGUAUAUAAAGCAAGAAAAGCAUAAUUUGAAUGAAUUAUUAAGAGUAUUUUAGUUGGAUGCUAACAGAUCAAUGAAUCAACUUUUCAAAUGCAGCCAAAGAAUUCAACAAAA
Molecule: messenger RNA, 4845 nt
Organism: Callorhinchus milii (elephant shark)
Lineage: Eukaryota; Metazoa; Chordata; Chondrichthyes; Chimaeriformes; Callorhinchidae
Gene: bicral
Product: BRD4 interacting chromatin remodeling complex associated protein like
Exons: 11
Coding region: 91-3720 (1209 amino acids)
Biological process (GO): positive regulation of DNA-templated transcription
Cellular component (GO): SWI/SNF complex
Source: RefSeq, a predicted model, not a curated record